Molecule: messenger RNA, 336 nt
Organism: Emiliania huxleyi CCMP1516
Lineage: Eukaryota; Haptophyta; Isochrysidales; Noelaerhabdaceae
Exons: 1
Coding region: 1-336 (111 amino acids)
Source: RefSeq, a predicted model, not a curated record
AUGAGUGGCUCGCUCUCUCAGAUGCUGUAUGCGAACGCGAAGGCGGACGGGACCGCGAUUGCUUGCUCGUGGGCAAUAAACACGGUGGUAGGAGGCGGCGUUUUUGUGCUGGCGGGCGGCGGGGCGAAUCGAGGCGGCGACGCAGGCGGCGUUUCCUCCUCCGACGAGCUCCGCGGCGAAGCCUCGACAGACCAACGCAUCGCCUUGGCCGCUGUGCCAGCUUCUGCGAGAGCCCGCUUGCUGCAGGCGGGGAGCGCUGCGGAGUCGGCUGCGGCGGGCAGCAGCACGGGCGCGGCGGCAAGCGCUAGCAGGAGCGCCGCCUCCUCCGAAGCCUGA